CCAACUGGUCCCAGUACAGAAACGGACAAGGAAAGUUCAUGCCAGAAGACGUGGACCCCAAUCUGUGCACUCAUCUCAUCUACUCCUUCGCCAAAAUGACCAAUGACAAACUGGCAGCCUUCGAGUGGAACGACGAGGACACGUCGUGGUCUACAGGCAUGUACCAUCGAUUCACCGACUUGAAAAAGCAGAAUCCUCAGCUGAAGACCAUGAUCGCUGUUGGCGGCUGGAACAUGGGCUCGGCUCCUUUCGUCCACAUGGUUUCCACGGCGGAAACAAGGAAAGUUUUCAUCGACGACGCUAUUAAGUUCCUCAGGUCUCACAAUUUCGAUGGCCUUGAUUUGGACAACCCAGUGUUUCUUGACCAAGCUGACAUACUUUACAGUGACUGUGAAGUGUGUAGAAAGAUGUGCAAUGAACUGGCUGACGCCUUCGCACAAGAAGCAGCUACUUCUGGCAAACCUCGACUCCUUCUCUCAGCCGCUGUCGCUGCCGGAAAGGACAAAAUAGAAACAGCUUACGAAAUCCCUGAACUGGCCAAGAGUCUUGACAUGUUCAACGUGAUGACCUAUGACUUCCACGGAUCCUGGGACAAGAAGACAGGACACAACAGUCCUCUGUUCGCCCACCCUGGCGAUACUGGAGUACAGGCUGAUUAUAACAUUGCGGCAGUUUCUUUCAAAACUAUUUUUCUUUCACCUCUAUGUUAUGGACAGAUUUGCGAUGAGUUGAAGUCUGGAGGCGUCGUGAAGACGAUCAAAGAACAACAAGUGCCGUACAUGGUCAAGGGAAACGAGUGGAUUGGCUUUGACAACGAAGAGAGCCUGAGAAACAAGGUGGACUAUGUACUUGAUCAUGGAAUCGGAGGAGUUAUGUUCUGGGCUCUAGAUCUGGACGACUUCAAAGGGCUUUCCUGUGGAAAAGGCAAAUAUCCACUGAUCAACGCAGUCAAAGAUGAGUGUGCUAACCCGUCAUCGGGAGAACAGGGCGGAGUUCUGUCAAUGCUGCUAUUGAGAUUGCCUGGUGCUCUGCUGAUCUUCCUGAUGAGCUUAUUACACAUUCUUUCUCAUAUGCGAGUGUGCUACUACACCAACUGGUCCCAGUACAGAAACGCACAAGGCAAGUUCAUGCCAGAAGACGUGGACCCCAAUCUGUGCACUCAUCUCAUCUACUCCUUCGCCAAAAUGACCAAUGACAAACUGGCAGCCUUUGAGUGGAACGACGAGGACACUUCGUGGUCUACAGGCAUGUACCAUCGAUUCACCGACUUGAAAAAGCAGAAUCCUCAGCUGAAGACCAUGAUCGCUGUGGGCGGCUGGAACAUGGGCUCGGCUCCUUUCGUGCACAUGGUGGCCACUGCAGCUACUAGGAAAACGUUCAUUGACGACACAAUCAAGUUCCUCCGGUCUCACAAUUUUGACGGCCUUGAUUUGGACUGGGAAUAUCCAGGAGCCAGAGGAAGUCCUGCCGAGGACAAGCAUAGGUUCACGUUGUUGGUUCAGGAACUGGCUGACGCCUUCGCAAAAGAAGCGGCUACUUCUGGCAAACCCCGACUCCUUCUCUCAGCUGCUGUCGCUGCCGGAAAGGACAAAAUAGAAACAGCUUAUGAAAUCCCAGAACUGGCCAAGAGUCUUGACAUGUUCAACGUGAUGACCUAUGACUUCCACGGAUCCUGGGACAAGAAGACAGGACACAACAGUCCUCUGUACGCCCACCCUGGCGAUACUGGAAUACAGGCUAAUUACAACAUAGUAGACCCAAACACAAAAUUUCUCAACAGUAAAAAGUUUUUAAAAAAAAGAUUCCUCAAAUUAAUGUGUACCUUAUUUUUUUCUUUUCUCUAUCUGACACACUUGAUUCCCUUCUUAAUUUGUUCACAUAAUUUAUUUCCCCAGGACUCAGCUAUCAAAUACUACAUUCAACACGGAGCUCCUAAAGAGAAAAUUAACGUUGGCUUGGCCACCUACGGUCGUAAUUUUAUCCUGGCUGACCCCAGCAAAAGUAAUGUUAACGACCCCAUCAAUGGGGCUGGCCCUCCCGGGAGAUACAGCGGAGAGGCGGGGUUCAAAGCUUAUUAUGAGAUUUGCGACGAGUUGAAGUCUGGAGGCGUCGUGAAGACGAUCAAAGAGCAACAAGUGCCGUACAUGGUCAAGGGAAACGAGUGGAUUGGCUUUGACAACGAAGAGAGCCUGAGAAACAAAGUGGACUAUGUACUUGAUCAAGGAAUCGGAGGAGUUAUGUUCUGGGCGCUAGAUCUGGACGAUUUCAAAGGGCAGUCCUGUGGAAAAGGCCCCUACCCCCUGAUUAACGCAGUCAAGGAUGAGUGUGCUAAACCUUCAGCGGGAGGACAGGGGUAAAGUAUUUGCUUAUUAUUUACUUUAUCCAUAGCAAUAGUGGGUACCUGACUUCGAGUUGUGAAAGUAAAGGCGUCGUGGAAAGGAACUGGCCACUCUACCACAAUAUGCGAAGGCACAGGAAGUUGUCUCACUAACAAGACAGUCCUUAAUGUCCGGAUCGGUUGCGGGAACAACAUUACCUUUUUACUUUAUCUAUAGCAUAGAGGGGAGAAAGAGCUUUCGAUCUCUGACUAGCAGAUGAUCUGGUUGGAUGGGAUGUUAUGGAUCUUCAGGGCAUCCUUCACACUCUCAAUCCAGGUCUUCCUCGAAUUUCCCCUUGCUUUGUAUCCUGAUAUUCUUUUGCUGUGCGCUUUACUGGCAAGCUGGCGAGGUGCUUCACGUGUCCGUUGUCCAAACCACCUGAUUGUUUGCCUGAAUGUAGAGGAGGACAGGGUGUUGUUCACAUCAUUUCUUAGAUCUUGGUGUUCUGAUCAUGAGCCAUUUGGAUUUGUUGACGGCUCUCCUCCAACAUCUCAUCACACAAGUAGUUAUCUUGUGUUCCAGACUUUAGGUCAAGGUACAUGUCUAGCAUUGAUAGGUCAAGGUGAAGAUAAGGAGAGAGUCAACGAGCUUGACCUUGGUCUUAAUGGGGAUGUUAGGAUGUUUGAGGAGUGGGGUAAGCUGGUAGCUGACGCUGUUAGCCUUCUGUAUUCUCGUCUGACUUGUUUUAGCGGAGUUCUGUCAAUGUUGAUAUUGAGGUUUCCUGGUGUUCUGCUGAUAUUCAUGUUGAGUUUUUCACACUGUGUGUUCAGACAGUCGGUGUGCUCUUGAAGCUGCUCUUCUUUCUCGUAUGCAAGGCUUUGGUCGUCUGCAAACGGCAUCUCACUCAGGUUUUUCUGGUUGUGGUCAGCUACUGUAGCCCUCUAAAGGUAAAACAGUUUGGGAUGUUGGUUUGCUUUCAUCCGCGCCACUUUGAACUAACACUGGAGAGCGGACGCUCACACUUUUUACAAGUGGAACUGGAAAGUAAUGGCUAAAU
This is a messenger RNA of Aplysia californica (California sea hare), 3375 nucleotides long. Its product is annotated as acidic mammalian chitinase-like. Gene Ontology annotation, biological process: carbohydrate metabolic process; chitin catabolic process. NCBI's taxonomy places the organism in Eukaryota, Metazoa, Mollusca, Gastropoda, Aplysiida, Aplysiidae. Gene Ontology annotation, cellular component: extracellular region. Gene Ontology annotation, molecular function: chitin binding; chitinase activity. The transcript has 14 exons. The coding region runs from base 39 to 2357 and encodes 772 amino acids. The record is from RefSeq and is a predicted model, not a curated record.